Geosmithia morbida is the source of this 1653-nucleotide messenger RNA. RefSeq names its product solute carrier family 45, member 1/2/4. The transcript is spliced from 5 exons. Lineage: Eukaryota; Fungi; Ascomycota; Sordariomycetes; Hypocreales; Bionectriaceae. The record is from RefSeq and is a predicted model, not a curated record. Gene Ontology annotation, molecular function: sucrose:proton symporter activity. Gene Ontology annotation, cellular component: membrane. The coding region runs from base 1 to 1653 and encodes 550 amino acids.
AUGGCCAAAUUCACUGGUGAGCCAUCUGUCAUGGGCGGCUCCGAGUUGCUCCGCAUGGUGCUUCUGACCUUUGUUGCCGUUGGAAUUACCUUUACCUGGAGUAUCGAAAUGACCUACUGUACUCCGUACCUUCUCAACCUUGGUCUUACCAAGAGCAACACUGCCCUGGUGUGGAUCGCCGGUCCUCUGUCCGGUCUUGUCGUUCAACCCAUUGUCGGUGUCGUCUCGGACCAGAGCACUUCGCGAUGGGGCCGUCGCAAGCCUCUUAUGGUCGUUGGGACCACCAUUGUCGCUGUCUGUCUGGUUACCCUUGGUUUCACCCGUGACAUCAUCAAGCUGUUUGUCGGCGACGACGAAGACGCCGUUAAACAACCCAGCAUUGUCCUGGCUGUUUUCUCUAUCUACGCCCUCGACUUCGCCAUCAACGCUGUCAGCCGAAUGUCUGCCGUUGGCCAUCUACUGGGCUACGCCGCGGGGGCCAUCGACCUCCUGGCCAUCUUUGGCAAGGCUCUGGGAAGCACGCAGUUCCAGCAACUUUGCAUCCUUGCCAUCUUCUUCGUUCUCGUUACCAACGCCAUCACCUGCUUCACCGUUACCGAAAAGAUUCAGCUCCCGGACCUUGAUGAGCCCAAGUCCAAGACGAGCGGUCUCGGUGUCUUCCGCGAGAUCUGGUCCACUUUCCGCACCCUCCCUCCACGCAUCCGUGCCAUCUGCUGGGCUCAGUUCUGGUCGUGGAUCGGUUGGUUCCCCUUUCUGUUCUACAGCACUACCUGGGUUGGCGAGACCUACUUCCGCUAUAACGUUCCCGACGACGCCAAGGACUCCAAGGACGUCCUGGGAGAUAUGGGCCGCGUUGGCAGCACCGCCCUCGUCCUGUACUCAUCAGUCACCUUAAUCGGCUCUGUCGUUCUUCCCCCUCUCGUUAAGUCACCCGAGGAAAAUAAGUCGGUAUCCGAAAAGGAGGAUACGGAGCGCUCGGCCCCUGGCUUCGUUAAGAGGCUCAACAACAAGCUCGGCGUAUACAAGCCCACUCUGCUAAACACAUGGAUCGCGGGCCACUUCAUGUUCUCAGGAGCCAUGGCCGUUGCCCCCUUUGCAGCAAGUGUCAAUGUUGCCACGGCUCUAGUGUGUCUAUGUGGACUGCCAUGGACCCUUGCCAUGUGGGUCCCUGUGGCCCUCCUUGGUAUCGAAGUUAACAAGGUUGCCGGAAGCGGGGCCGAGGGUGAAUCGACGCAGUACCGUCGUCUAUCAGAUGCGUCGGACGAAGACCUGGAGCUCAAUAACCGCCGCCCCUCCGCGGAGACUACCUCACCCUAUCCCGAGGACAAUAAUCGUCCGUCUGUAGAGACUUCUCUCUGCCCCGAGAAUAACUUUGAGAAGAAGUCGCCUGACUCGUCUGAUGCCGAGCUCUCCGGUGUCUACUUCGGUAUCCUCAACAUCUUCACCACGCUCCCUCAACUGAUUGCUAGCUUCAUCUCCACCGUUGUCUUUGCCAUCCUGGAGCCGGGUGAGAGCCCCGAACUGGCCCACAAGGCUCACCCGGACGAGCAAGCCGACACCGGCGGGCCCAAUGCUAUUUCUAUCUGCCUAUUCAUCGGUGCCAUAAGCACAUUUUACGCGGCCUUUGCCACGCGAAGGCUGAAGUCUUUGUGA